UCCCGCUGCCCUGUCAGGCCCGCGCGGCUCCCUCGCAGCAGUCGCCUCCGGCUCCACGGCCGCAGCCCGCGUGGACGCUCGGAGCGCCCCCCGACUGACGGGACCGGCCCCCUGGCGGGCAGGAGAGCGGGCGGCCGCGCCCGGCAGGCAGCGCGGGGGUUAAGUGGCCCAAGUAAACGUAGCUCGGCGAUCGGAGCCGGAGAUUCGCGAGCCCAGAGCCCUGCGCGGCCGCCCGCCGGCCUCCCGCCAGCCGGUCCCAACCCGCGGCUUCACCGCGGAGCUGCGCCCGAGCCAGCCUCUCGGCAGGAAACGAUGAAGGGAGACACCAGACAUCUUAAUGGAGAGGAGGACGUCAGCGGGAGGGAGGACUCUAUCAUCAUCAACGGGGCCUGCAGUGACCAUUCCUCGGACUCGCCCCCAAUCCUAGAGGCUAUCCGCACCCCGGAGAUCAGAGGCCGCAGGUCCAGUGCACGGCUGUCCAAGAGGGAAGUCUCCAGUCUGCUAAGCUACACUCAGGAUCUGACGGGCGAUGGAGAUGGAGAAGGGGAGGACGGGGAUGGCUCCGACACACCAGUGAUGCCAAAGCUCUUCCGUGAAACCAGGACUCGUUCUGAAAGCCCAGCUGUCCGAACCCGAAAUAGCAACAGUGCCUCCAGGUGGGAGAGGCACAGGCCCUCCCCACGUACUACCCGAGGCCGACAGGGCCGCAAUCAUGUGGACGAGUCCCCUGUGGAGUUCCCGGCUACCAGGUCCCUGAGGCGGCGGGCAACAGCAUCGGUUGGCACACCGUGGUUAUCCCCUGCCAGCCCUUACCUCACCAUUGACCUCACAGAUGACACGAAUGACGCUGAUGUGACACCCCAGAGCAGCAGUACCCCCUACUCCCACCUAGGCCAGGAUAGCCAGCAGGAUAGCUUCGAGUCCCCACAGGUGGAUGCAGAAAGAGGAGACACAGACAGUGCUGAGUAUCAGGAUGGAAAGGAAUUUGGAAUAGGGGACCUUGUGUGGGGAAAGAUCAAGGGCUUCUCCUGGUGGCCUGCCAUGGUAGUGUCAUGGAAGGCCACCUCCAAGCGACAGGCCAUGUCCGGCAUGCGAUGGGUCCAGUGGUUUGGUGAUGGCAAGUUCUCUGAGGUCUCUGCAGAUAAACUGGUGGCCCUGGGGCUGUUCAGCCAGCACUUUAACCUGGCUACCUUCAAUAAGCUGGUUUCUUACAGGAAGGCCAUGUAUCAUGCCCUGGAGAAAGCCAGGGUGAGAGCUGGCAAGACAUUCCCUAGCAGCCCUGGAGACUCAUUGGAGGACCAGCUGAAGCCCAUGCUGGAGUGGGCCCACGGGGGCUUCAAGCCCACUGGCAUCGAGGGCCUCAAACCCAACAACAACCAACCAGAGAACAAGACAAGAAGACGAACAGCUGAUGACUCAGCUACCUCUGACUAUUGUCUUCCACCCAAGCGCCUCAAGACAAAUUGCUACAACAAUGGCAAAGACCGUGGGGAGGAAGACCAGAGCCGAGAACAAAUGGCAUCAGAUGUCACCAACAACCAGAGCAAUCUAGAAGACAGCUGCCUGUCUUGUGGCAAGAAGAACUCCGUGUCAUUCCACCCUCUCUUUGAGGGGGGGCUCUGUAAGACAUGCAGGGAUCGGUUCUUGGAGUUGUUCUACAUGUACGACGACGAUGGCUAUCAGUCUUACUGCACCGUGUGCUGUGAGGGCUACGAGCUGCUGCUCUGCAGUAACACAAGCUGCUGUCGGUGCUUCUGCGUGGAGUGCUUGGAGGUGCUGGUAGGCCCCGGCACAGCAGCGGAGGCCAAGCUCCAGGAGCCCUGGAGCUGCUACAUGUGUCUGCCACAGCGCUGUCACGGCAUCUUGCGGCGCCGGAAGGACUGGAACAUGCGCCUGCAGGCUUUCUUCACCAGCGACAUGGGGCAUGAAUAUGAAGCCCCCAAGCUGUACCCUGCGAUUCCUGCAGCCCGAAGGCGGCCUAUUCGAGUUCUGUCUCUGUUUGAUGGAAUCGCAACAGGCUACUUGGUCCUCAAAGAAUUGGGCAUAAAGGUGGAAAAGUAUGUUGCCUCUGAAGUGUGUGAAGAGUCCAUUGCUGUUGGAACCGUUAAGCAUGAGGGGAAUAUCAAAUAUGUGAACGACGUGAGAAACAUCACUAAGAAAAAUAUUGAAGAAUGGGGCCCAUUUGACUUGGUGAUUGGUGGAAGCCCAUGCAAUGAUCUCUCAAAUGUGAAUCCUGCUAGGAAAGGCUUGUAUGAGGGGACAGGUCGGCUCUUCUUUGAGUUCUACCACCUGCUGAAUUACUCGCGCCCCAAGGAGGGUGAUGACCGACCAUUCUUCUGGAUGUUUGAGAAUGUAGUAGCCAUGAAGGUCGGAGACAAGAGGGACAUCUCUCGGUUCUUGGAGUGCAAUCCAGUGAUGAUUGAUGCCAUAAAAGUAUCUGCUGCUCACAGGGCACGAUAUUUCUGGGGCAACCUUCCUGGGAUGAACAGGCCGGUGAUAGCAUCAAAGAAUGAUAAACUCGAGCUUCAAGACUGCUUGGAAUACAAUAGGACAGCAAAGUUAAAGAAAGUACAGACAAUAACCACCAAGUCGAACUCGAUCAGACAGGGGAAAAACCAACUUUUCCCUGUUGUCAUGAAUGGCAAAGAAGAUGUUUUGUGGUGCACUGAGCUCGAAAGGAUCUUCGGCUUUCCUGUACACUACACAGAUGUGUCCAACAUGGGCCGAGGUGCCCGCCAGAAGCUGCUUGGGAGGUCCUGGAGUGUGCCUGUGAUCCGACACCUCUUCGCCCCCCUGAAGGACUACUUUGCAUGUGAAUAGUUAAACCCAGGUGCUGGGGCUCUGGGACCAGUGGCAGAGCCAAGACCCAGGAGAUGCAAUUGCUCAAUGCACCCCUAGGCUCUCUGCCCUUCCUCAGCUCAGCUAUGCGGGUCGUCCUAUGUACCUCAGUUCUCUCCUGCUCAGUAGGAGCAGAGCCACCUGUCUCUUGCAGGGGUCCCCGAGGUGCUGCCUCCUUGUGCACAAUUCUGUCCUGGCUGCUCGGAGCAGCUAAACACGGUGCUCAUUUUUCUUCUCCUUAAACUUUAAAACUUGAAGUAGGUAGUAAAAUAGCUUUUUUUCCCCCUCCUGGAUUUACCACUCAGAGAAACUAUGGCUAAGAUAACCAAAACCACAGUGCUGACAGCUCUCUAAUACUCAGGUUAAUGCUGAAAAAUCAUCCAAGACAGUUAAUACAAAACUUCCCUAUUUUAAAUAUCUGCUGCUCCACAUUUGCAAGUGUGUACAGUGGUAGAUGUGUAGCUAAGAGACAUUUUUAAGGGCCCAGGGUAUGUUUUUUGUAGGGCUAGCAGAAGAGGAAAUGAUGUAUAUGUCUUUCUUGAAUUUUUAACCCAGCACAUUUCCCUUGCCUCAGUACAAGGGCUGGAGUCUGCUGUUGGGGGCCAAUUAGAAUAUUUUCCACAAUGAUGGUGAUUUCAGCAGGGAUGACAUCAUCAUUGCAUUCAGGGCUAUUUUUUCCCACAACCCCAAGGGCAGGGACCUCCCUUAGCUGAAUCCCUCCCGGUGACUGCAAUAGAGCCCUCCAGGAAGCUCAGGAAGGGGUGUGCUGAGUUAUAUGAUAUAAGCUGCCAUAUGCUCUGUAGGAGUAUGGCUCCUCUGUAUCUCCCUCUUCCUUAUGCGAGGGGUGUGACGGAGGGAGCGUAGAUAAAGACCCCCCAAUGCCUCCAGGCACAGGUCCCCAGGUUAGAAGUAUAUCACCCUAAUUCCUCACCCUUUUCUAGACUCAGAGGCAGGGAAGCAAGCCAGGGGCAGAAGCACAUUUCCCACACCUCCUCCCUCAUCUUAGAGAUGGCAGCUGGGAAACUGCAAUAAAAGCUCAAUCCUCCCUCCCUCUCCAGAUUUUAAAAUUCUUUUUUAUUCCACGAUAAAUCGUUUUUUAGUGGGAAUGGGAGUUCAGACAAGCUGCAUUUCAGAAAUGCUGUCAGAAUGGUUUUUAACACCUUUUACUCUUCUUACUGGUGCUAUUUUGUAACAACAUCUGACAAGUUUUGUGGGGCUUUUUAUACACUUUUUUUUAAAGUCUCAAGGUUCUAUUUUUAUGUUUAACAUUUUCAUUAAAGUUUUUUUUUUUUUUUGUAACUGGAGCCACGAUGUAACAAGUAUGGGGGAAAAACCGUGCCUUGUUUCAACAGUUUUUGCUAAUUUUUAGGCCGAAAGAUGACGGACGUCUAGAGUUUACCUUCUGUUUAAUUAAAAUCAGUAUUUCUCUA
Messenger RNA from Otolemur garnettii (small-eared galago), 4268 nucleotides. RefSeq names its product DNA methyltransferase 3 beta (gene DNMT3B). The coding region runs from base 313 to 2820 and encodes 835 amino acids. Gene Ontology annotation, cellular component: nucleus. Gene Ontology annotation, biological process: negative regulation of transcription by RNA polymerase II. Lineage: Eukaryota; Metazoa; Chordata; Mammalia; Primates; Galagidae. The record is from RefSeq and is a predicted model, not a curated record. The transcript is spliced from 22 exons. Gene Ontology annotation, molecular function: DNA (cytosine-5-)-methyltransferase activity, acting on CpG substrates; DNA binding.